GGACGUCAUGAUGGAGAAUCACCAGUCCCUCACAUCACCGGCUGAAGACGGGAUGAGCGGCUCUCAUAAACAUCUCGAUUUACCUUCCUGUCAUGGAGCAGAAGAUAACAACACCGCACAAGAUGAUUCAGUAACUCCUAAUGUACCUUCAGUCCUUCACAGCAGAGAUCUAUCCAUUGAUACCGCUGGUCACAAGAAACCUUCAUUUAAUCAAUCACUGAUUGGCAAUACAAGAAAUAAACAGAAACGUGGGAAAAUAUUUCCAUGUGAAAAACGUUUUAAAAAGAAAUCUAACCUUUCUUUGCAUGAGAGAAAUCGCAAAGGUAAAGGGUCAUUUUUAUGCUCGGAAUGUGGAAAAUCUUUUAUCAGGAAAAUCCUUCUAGUUGUACAUCAGAGAAUUCACACAGGAGAGAAGCCGUAUUCAUGCUCAGAAUGUGGAAAAUGUUUUAAUCAGAAAGCAUCUCUUGUGGGACAUUUUAGAAUUCACACAGGGGAGAAGCCAUAUUCAUGUACAGAAUGUGGAAUAUGUUUUGCCCAUAACUUAGCUCUUUUUAAUCAUCUGAGAACUCACAAAAGGGAGAAACCAUUUGUAUGUUCAGAAUGUGGAAAAUGUUUUAGUCAAAAAUCGGAUCUCAAUCGACAUCAAAGAAUUCACACAGGAGAAAAACCAUUUUUAUGUCCUGAAUGUGGGAAAUGUUUUACUCGGAAAUCAUCUCUUGUGGAACAUCUAAGAAUUCACACAGGAGAGAAGCCGUUUUCAUGCUCAGAAUGUGGAAAAUGUUAUACCUAUCGAUUUGCUCUUCUUAAUCAUCAGAGAAAUCACAAAAGAGAAAAGCCAUAUUCAUGCUCAGAAUGUUUAAAAACUUUUAGUCAAAAAUCGCAUCUUGAUAGACAUCAGAAAACUCACAAAAGAGAGAAGCCAUUUUCGUGUUCAAAAUGUGGGAAAUGUUUUAGUCAAAAUUCAAAUCUGAAUAGACAUCAGAGAACUCACACAGGAGAGAAACAGUUUCCAUGUCCUGAAUGUGGGAAGUGUUUUAGUCAGAAAUCAUAUCUUAGGGAACACCUAAGAACUCACACAGGGGAGAAGCCCUUUUCAUGUCCUCAGUGUGAGAAAUGUUUUCGUCAGAAAUCCAAUCUUGUGGAACAUCUAAGAAUUCACACAGGAGAGAAGCCGUUUUCAUGCUCAGAAUGUGGAAUCUGUUUUGCCCAUAAAAGAGGUUUGCUUCAUCACUGGAGAACUCACACAGGAGAGACGUUUUCAUGCUCAGAAUGUGGGAAAUGUUUUAGCCUGAGAUCGGGUCUUGUUAGACAUCAGAGAACUCACACAGGAGAGAAACCUUUGUAAUGUUCAUAUUGUAAAAAUUUGGCAGGUGUGGAGCUUCAUUGUAGGACCUGCUGUCUAACAAUGCCUUCAGAUGUAUAUAUAACAUUAUAUUCAUACACCAUGUUAAAUACCAUACAGUAUAACAAAAAAUAUACAAGUCACGCGUCCCCUUCUAAAAGACCCUUAAUCAGUCAGUUGAUCAGUCACAUUUAUGUAAUAGUAGCCAUUAUGUUUUCAUCAUAGUAGGAACGUAUACAGAAGUUAUGGAGUAACUGUUAUAUCAGUGGGUGUCCUUCCGCUGGGACUCCCACCAAUCAUAAGAACAGCAGCCUUGUACCCCGCAGGGCCCUGAUAUGAAUGAAGCUACAGCUAUGUCCAGUUAUGGUUAACCCCUUAAUGAUUAGAUAAAUUUUCAUUUUUGUAUAUUUGUUUUUUCCUUCUCCAUAACAUACAUUUCUUCUCAGUCACAUGAGGACUUAUUUUUGCAGGACAAGUUAUACUUUGUAACUGCACUAUUUAAUUUAUCAUAUUUCCUAUUGGAAAAUGAAAAACAAAAUUCUUUGUGGUGUGAAAAAAAAAAUUAUGACAUAGUUUCUUGGGUAUUGUUUUUAUGGCGUUCACUGUGCACUAAAAAUGAAAAGACGACCUUAUUCUGCUGUUUGGUACGAUUAUGGCAUUACAAAACUUAUAUA
Molecule: messenger RNA, 2016 nt
Organism: Bufo bufo (common toad)
Lineage: Eukaryota; Metazoa; Chordata; Amphibia; Anura; Bufonidae
Product: gastrula zinc finger protein XlCGF26.1-like
Exons: 2
Coding region: 8-1345 (445 amino acids)
Biological process (GO): regulation of immune system process; regulation of cytokine production; negative regulation of transcription by RNA polymerase II
Source: RefSeq, a predicted model, not a curated record